AACCGGAUUGAGAAGCAGCCUUCUUGUUCUCUCAUGUUACAAUUGAAAAACAAGUCUGUGCAAUGAACGGAUGAACGUAAACUCAGAGUAUAUGAUGGCUACAUUAAGGCCGGCUGUGGAUGAAAACGACUCCUACUCAGUAGCCAAGGACAGUGACCUGCAGCUUGCUAUUGUCUUAGAGAGACGAGAGAAGACAGAAGAGCCAUGGAACACAGUGUUUGCUCGGAGGCUACAAAAACAUUGCUUUUGCAGCUCAGCUCAGAUAGCCAAAGCUUCUGUGCUUAGGUUUAUCCCAAUCUUACAAUGGCUUCCUCGCUACCAUCUUAAAGAGUGGCUCCUUGGUGACAUUAUGUCAGGUUUAAUUGUGGGAAUACUGCUUGUUCCCCAGUCUAUUGCCUACUCCCUACUAGCUGGGCAGGAACCCAUUUAUGGCCUUUAUACCUCUUUCUUCUCCUCCAUCAUCUACUCCUUCUUGGGCACCUCACGUCACGUAUCUGUGGGUAUCUUUGGCGUUUUGUGUCUUCUUGUGGGGCAGGUGGUGGACAGGGAGGUGGCUGCAGCAGGAUACAUCACAGAGGGAUACAGUAAUAAAACAACGUCCUUUAUAUUGGGCAGACUGGGGAAUGACACCGCAGGUGCUGGUCUAGUCUGCGAUAAGAGCUGUUAUGCCAUUAUGGUCGGAGCUACGGUCACCUUCACGGCUGGGGUGUACCAGGUUAUGAUGGGUCUCCUCCAGGUGGGCUUUGUGUCCGUUUACCUGUCUGAUUCCCUCCUAAGCGGCUUUGCCACUGGGGCUUCCCUCACCAUCCUCACCUCCCAGCUAAAGUACCUCUUAGGACUGAAGCUGCCUAGGGCUCAAGGCUGGUUCACCCUAAUAAAGACCUGGUUCAGCCUACUACAGAACAUGGCCGACACCAAUUUGUGUGACUUGUUUACCAGUCUUCUCUGCCUGCUUGUCCUGGUCCCCACUAAGGAACUGAAUGAGCGUUUCAAGACCAGACUCAAGGCACCGAUCCCCUGGGAACUCUUUGUUGUCAUUGCUGCAACAGUUGCUUCCCACUUUGGAUGCUUCCAGGAGGUGUAUGGGUCAGAUGUCGCUGGCACCAUCCCCACAGGUUUCCUGCCACCCCAGAUGCCUUCCUGGUCACUUAUCCCUGCCGUGGCGGUUGAUGCCUUCUCUAUUGCUGUUGUGGGUUUCGCUAUAACUGUCUCACUGUCCGAGAUGUUCGCCAAGAAGCACGGCUACCAAGUGGAUCCUAACCAGGAGAUGUACGCGAUUGGGUUCUGUAACAUCCUGCCAUCGUUCUUCCGUUGCUUUACUACUAGCGCAGCACUGACGAAAACCCUGGUGAAGGAGUCAACAGGCUGCAAGACCCAACUUUCUGGUUUGGUCACUGCUCUGGUGCUGUUGCUAGUACUUCUGCUCAUCGCCCCACUUUUCUACUCACUGCAGAAGUGUGUUUUGGCUGUGAUCAUCAUCGUGAACCUUAGCGGGGCACUGCGAAAGUUCACGGAAAUUCCUCAGAUGUGGCACGUAAACCGUGUUGACGCAAGCAUCUGGCUUAUUACUGCCGCAACUUCGGCUUUGAUCAACACAGAGCUUGGUUUGUUGGUUGGGGUCCUGGUUUCAGCCUUCUGUGUUCUGGUUCGCACGCAGAGGGCCCAAGGCCUGGAGCUGGGAAGGGUUGGAACCAGCGAACUGUAUGAGGACCUAGCCGGCUACCACGGUAUCCAGAGCCAGCCUGGCAUUGCAAUCUUCCGUUAUGAAUCGCCCAUCUACUACGCCAAUCAGAGCUUGUUCAAGAAGUGCCUCUAUCACCGGCUGGGGCUAGACCCGGUCAAGGAAAAGGUCCAUCGCAAGAAGUUGGAAAAGAACCGGAAACGAGAAGGUCAGAUGAGGGCAGGAGAGAACAGGACCAAGGGUCAAGAGGCAGAGAUGACCACCAAUGUCUUUCUGCCAGUUAAGUCCAGCUUCCACAGUGUGGUGAUAGAUUGUAGUCCGGUAUUAUUUUUAGAUACAGCUGGGGUGAAUUCACUGAAAGAGGUAUAUGAGGACUACAAAGAGCUGGGAGUGAAGGUACUACUGGCACAGUGUAACUUCUCAGUGCGUGCCUCUCUGCAGAGAGGGGGGUACUACCCAGACAACGAUGGAGAAAGAGAACAUGUGUUUUUCACCAUCAGUGAUGCUGUGCAUUAUGCUCAAUGUCUCUCAGGUGAAAAUGGGGCAUGUGACCCACACUGCUGAGUUCAGUUUUCAACGUCUUUAUACAGCAUUUAUAUUUUAAAGGGGUACACAUAGCUGAUGUUUCAAUAUUUAUGUAUGUUUUGAUGUGUUCAUGUCACAUUUAUGGCGGAUGUAUAUUGGAAAGCCCCAGAAUAUUGAAAGCAGUUAAAUAUGCAAAGUUUGGAAAUGAGAGGUUCAACAAGCAGAUGUCUGUAUACAGAGCGUUGUCUGUAUACUAUUGGCCAUAAAGUGUAUUAUCACCUGCUUUAAAACAAUUAUGAUCAUAACCAAAGGAAUUACGGUUUUACUGAAUCUAUCAGAGGAAGAUCAAUGUUGUCUUAAGAAUGCUAUUCCAAAAUAUUUGUUUUCUAAUGGUGAAUGUAAACCAUUUAAAAAACAUUUAGUGAUUUUCACAAAAAUGUUUCACUGAAUGCCCUGUGUUGCCCAGUAAAUGUGCUGAGUGUAUUUUCCAAGACAUUCACUGCACAUAGAUAUUCAUUAAUUAGUCAAUAAGAACUCACUGAGCUAUAGACAGUUUCACCCUUUACAAGGGGCUCAUGAUUGCCAUGUAAUGUCUCCAACUUAAUAUCUGCCCUCCAGGCUUCUACUCAGGGAUACUCCUUUAAUAUAUUUGCCAGCUUAACCAUAACAUGAGGAGAUAGUGAGAAGCAUGCUUGUGAGCUAAAUACAUUCAGAGUUGACCAUAUUGGACGUUGUAUGUUAACAACCAGUAAUCAAGCAAAAUACAAAACUAAAUUCCAACCUUCAGGAGGGUAUUCCAGAAAGCAUCAUGCAACAUAACCAGGUAAGUGAACUAUCGAGUUGGCACACAGCAUUGUAGCGACAUUUUGUGUCAGCUGGAGAGUUAACUUACCCGGUUAAGUCGCAUAACUUGCUUUCUGGAAUACCACCCAGAUCUUUAGGUUUUUAAGAUUUGUUUUUCAUCUCUGAUAUAAUUCUCAACCCUAGGCAUAUUGUUAUGAUUGCAUUAAAGGCAAAAGUAUUUUUGGUGUGUCUUACAUAUAACUUUCCUAUAAAAUUGUUGCAGCUGUAUAAGUAAGAUAUUUUUAUUGCAAUAUAGUGGGACAGAUCCAAAAGUUCUACCUCAAAUUCAAGUGCCUUUGUUUUUUACUUGUGAAUGUAUCAUAGUGCCUUCCUAAUUUUUGCCACAGCAAAUGUACUAGAAAUAAGUGUUCAACAAUGAUAAAAGUGGAAUAAUAUUCAACAUAAAUAUUUAACUUUGUUUAAGAACAUUUGCUUGGGCUGGUUUUAACAUUCUUCACAACUACUAAAAACUUAAGAAGUGAAGUUAGGGUAAAUUUGACCCAGUGUAGAUUACCAGUUACUUAUCUUCAAACUUUGUAAUAAAGGCCCUUUAAUUCUU
Molecule: messenger RNA, 3608 nt
Organism: Osmerus eperlanus (European smelt)
Lineage: Eukaryota; Metazoa; Chordata; Actinopteri; Osmeriformes; Osmeridae
Gene: slc26a2
Product: solute carrier family 26 member 2
Exons: 5
Coding region: 71-2245 (724 amino acids)
Biological process (GO): transmembrane transport
Cellular component (GO): plasma membrane
Molecular function (GO): oxalate transmembrane transporter activity; secondary active sulfate transmembrane transporter activity; bicarbonate transmembrane transporter activity
Source: RefSeq, a predicted model, not a curated record